This is a messenger RNA of Schistosoma guineensis, 2295 nucleotides long. The record is from the annotation of a GenBank genome assembly. NCBI's taxonomy places the organism in Eukaryota, Metazoa, Platyhelminthes, Trematoda, Strigeidida, Schistosomatidae.
AUGAAAGCGUGGAAGCUACAGGAAUGUAUCGCUCAUUCCCCAGGCGCUGUUACUGCGGCAACUUUGGGCCGUAAAUCUGGUCGAGUAAUGGCCACUGGAGGAGAAGAUCGCCGCUUGAAACUGUGGGCUGUUGGAAAACCUUCUUGUAUCUUAAGUUUGACAGGGCAUACAUCAUCCAUAGAAGCUUCUGAAUUUAGUCAAGAAGAAGAUAGAGUGGCAGCUGGGUCUUUAUCGGGUUCUGUCCGUAUUUGGGAUUUGGAGGAAGUUAAAAUUGUUCGAGCCUUGUCUGGUCACACAUCAGCUAUCAAAACUCUAGACUUUCAUCCAUAUGGUAAUUUUGUAGCUUCAGGUUCUAUGGAUACCCUUGUAAAGCUGUGGGAUGUAUCUCGUAAAGGCUGCAUAAACACUUACCGGGGUCAUACUGGUUCUGUUAACAUGAUUCGCUUUUCUCCUGAUGGGAAAUGGAUUGUUUCUGCUGGUGAGGAUGGAAUAAUUAAACUUUGGGAUUUAUCAGCUGGUCGACAGUUGGCUGAAUUAGUCGGCCAUACUGGACCUGUUGUUGCAGUUACAUUUCAUCCUACAGUUCUUCUGCUUGCAACUGCCUCAGCUGAUCAUACUGUCCGUUUGUAUGACUUGGAAAAUUUCACACAAGUUGCCGUCACUGGACCAGAAUUAAACGCCACUAAUGUGAGGCGUAUUGCAUUUCAUCCGGAUGGUGUGUGUUUGUAUGUGGCUACAAAUGAUUAUCUCAGAAUAUAUGAUUACGAGAAUAUGUCUUGCCUAGAAACUGUACACGUUGGUUGGCGUGCUGGUGGCGGUUUGGACGAUAUGGCUGUUGCUCCAAGUUUCAAUCAACUUGUUGGUGUAUGUAUCUCAAAUUCGUUAAUUACUACUUAUGUUGUGGAUGUGAAGUCUUGCAUACCAUUCACUGCAAAUUAUUCAGAUAAUAUUGCCGAGUCAAAUAAAAACGUUUGUGUACAAUCAACUCAGUUGAAUACCACCAGUGUGAAUACAUCAACCAAUUACAGGGAUAAUGACAAUAGUAAUAGUAUUCCUACUAUCCAUCCUGUACAACAGAUAUGUGGUAAUAGUAAUCUUGCCAAUUAUAUGCAAAGUGAUGAACGUCCAUUUACUCGUUGUGGUUCAUCUCCCUCAAAAGCUCUAAGUUCUAUAGGACGUAAAAGUUUCUGCCUUGUCGCUGAAGAAAAUCUUCAAAAUGUUAUGAGUGAGGAUCCUAACGAUCCUGAUGCACAUUUACCUUAUCAACCUACAACUGAGGAUAGUGAAUCGCUCAAUGCAGCUGAUAUAACUGAUCCAGAUGAAUAUGAUAGGAUAUUUAAACCACACCACACAGUUCCACGAAGUCCUUCUCAAGCAAGAGCUAUGACUUCUAGAAGAAACGUUUCAAGUGAAUAUGGAACUGACGCAAUCACAAAGCUAAAUUUCGGUCUCCCUCCUUCAUCACCAAACAUUGUGAAUCCCACACCCCAUGAAGCAAAAUGCGUCCAGUCAAAUAUCUUAUCAGACAGAUUCACUUCGGAUAAACCAUUUACACCUCCGAGUACCACUUCAGCUUGCAUUUCCAGAAGACCUCAUCAAACUACUAUCUCACAAGCUGCCCGAAUAAUUUCAAAUUCUCCACACCCACCGGAAGCGAUUGAAGUGGAAGAUUUUCUACCUCAAUCACUGCCGACUAUGAUGGACUUUGCAUUGAAUCCAGUCCUUCAAAAUAUAAAAAACCCGACACGUGAUAAAUCUGGAAGCCUUCAUGAACCAUCAGAAGCAGAAUUGUUAUUGAGAAUUCGUAAACCUCACGAUCCUUUCGUGAAAGUCAUGUCAUCACGUGUUAAAGGCUUGUCAACUGUUCGUGUGAUGUGGAGUCCAGAUAGUGUGAAAACAGCUGUUGAGUCUGCAUUAAUGAUGAAUGAUACUGCAAUUUUAGUCGAUGUUCUUGGAAUAUUGUCAAAAAACAGCAAAUAUUGGAAUUUGGAUCUAGUCAGCUUUCUAUUACCUCAAUUAGUAGAGUUGAUUCACAGUAAAUAUACCACUCAUGUUGAAACAACUUGUCAAAUAGUUCGUGUAAUAAUCAAAAAUUUUGCCCCGGUGAUUCGCCAAACUAUCGAAGGCCCAACUCCACCUGGAGUAGACUUGAUGCGAGAAGAAAGACGUCGAAAAUGUCAAGAAUGCUUGUCCCAUUUACUUACAAUACGUUCAGCGUUAGGAACUAAAGAUGUAGCGAAUAAAGCUGGUCAAUGCGGACGUGAGUUAAACGUGAUGUUUCAGCUGCUAGUAUGA